Messenger RNA from Candidula unifasciata, 2011 nucleotides. Lineage: Eukaryota; Metazoa; Mollusca; Gastropoda; Stylommatophora; Geomitridae. The record is from the annotation of a GenBank genome assembly.
CUAUGACCCCUACCAGAUUUUUGAGGUUCAGCAUACACCAUGUUUGAUUUUAACAGUCAGAGUUCUCAGAGGACGUAAUAUUACGUUAGGUUUUCAGGACUAUUACGACACGCCGGACCCAUACAUUAACUUGAUCCUGAGAAGCUCUCCAGAAGGAAAAAAGAGCACAACAGUGAAACAGAAUGACACCAACCCUGUCUGGGAUGAAACAUUCACCUUCUACAUUAACUUCACCCAGUCAAAUGUGCUAGAAAUCAACCUUAUGGAGUCUAAUGCUGUUUGGUUUGACCAGAAAGUGGGCACAGUUUACUAUGAUAUUGUGAACAUUCGAGAGAUGGACAAGCCAUUGGUUGAAACAUUUGUAUUCAACAAGAUAUCUCAAGUGGACAUUGAGUUCCAGCUGGAGUUUGAUCGGAAUCCAACCCUGCGCUACAGUUUGUGUCUGAGCACUCAGGAGAAGGAGUUCAUGGAACUGCGGAAGGAAAAAACUCUAGAAGGAAUGAGGAAGCUGUUGGGAGUAGAAGAUGGGCCACUGAACAUUGAUGAGGUGCCAACAGUUGCAGUGAUAGGUUCAGGGGGAGGUUUCCGUGCCAUGACAGGCUACAGUGGAGUGUUCAAAGCCUUGUCAGAGUCUGGAGUCCUGGACUGUACCAUGUAUGCCUGUGGGUUAUCUGGAUCCUCAUGGCUUCUUUCAACACUUUACUCUCACCCAAAGUGGCCAAACUUGGACAUGAAUGAGUUUCUGGAUGAACUCAAACACAGCGUAGACAAGAGUUUACUCAGGUUCCUGAAUGCCUCCACCAUGUACAGCUACAUGAAGUUCAUGAUCCAGAAGCGCAAGGAAGGCCAACCUGUCAGCUUCACCGACAUCUUCGGCCGGAUGGUUGGGGAGACCCUGUUGAAGGGGAGAAUGGAAACAACACUUACUGACCAGCGAGAGAAGAUUAAAGACGGCACCAUUCCCAUGCCUCUGUACACAUGUGUUCAUGUCAAGAAAGAUGUCCCUGCAAGGUCAUUUCAAGAGUGGGUGGAGUUCUCUCCCUAUGAGAUAGGUCUCCCAAAGUAUGGAACUUUUAUGGACUCAGAGCUGUUUGGUAGUAAGUUCUUUAUGGGCAAGUUGGUGAAGCAGUACAAGGAGCAGCCCCUUCACUUCUUGCAAGGUAUCUGGGGCAGUGCCUUCUGCAUCUUGUUCAAGCGUUUGUUAGAGGACAAUCGUCGUAUUGAUCCUGUUGAGAUGGUUAGACAGGAAAUGGGGAAACAGCUGGAUGAAGCCGGCCAAGAGAGUUCAAGCGACUGCAGUGAUGAUGAAGUAAACUCAUGGGAACUUCUGAGCACACGACGAGGAAGGGCAGCUGUCAUACACAACUUUAUGCGUGGCCUCUCUUUGCAACAGACGUACCCUCUUUCACCCUUUACACCAGUUGAAAACAGGGUCAAGGCAGGAGAUGAAUUUGAUGGUAACUUUGAGAUGCAUUCCACGAGCGUCAAACACAUCUAUAUGGUUGAUGCUGGUCUGACCUUCAACUCUCCAUUCCCUUUAGUGCUGCGACCUCAAAGGGAGGUUGAUAUUAUCCUGUCAUUUGACUUUAGUGCUAGAGACUCUGACAAUGCUCCGCCUUUCAAGGAACUGUUACUGGCAGAAAAAUGGGCAAGACUGAACAGACUACCAUUUCCACCUAUUGAUACAGCUGUGUUUGACAGGGAAGGGAUGAAAGAGCUGUACAUCUUCCGUCACCCCACAGAUCCGCACUGUCCUGUUGUUUUUCACUUUGUUCUUGUCAACAAAACAUUCAGAUACUACAAGAAGCCCGGCAUUCCAAGAGAGACCAAAGAAGAAUUUAAUUUUGCAGAUUUUGAUAUUUUUGAUGAUCCGAAAGCACCAUACUCUACAUUUAACUUCACAUAUGCACACAAGAACUUUGAGCAGCUGAGCCAGUUGAUGGAAUUUAACACACUGCUGCAUAUUGAUGACAUUAGAGAGGUAAGGUUUAGCUCAUUUGACACUUUCUGA